AGCGGGUCCGGAGCUGGUCGCCGGACCCAGAACUGGGGGGGUCUGUUCGGGGCGUGAGGGAGCUCCCUCGCCGGGCCGUUGGCGGCUUGAUGGAGUAAGAGGGGUCGUCUGUGGAUGUGUGAAGUUGAGUGCUUCGGAUCUGGUCACUAUGGUACGAGAACGAAAAUGCAUACUGUGCCACAUUGUGUACAGCUCCAAAAAGGAGAUGGACGAACACAUGCGGAGCAUGUUGCAUCACAGGGAACUUGAGAACCUGAAGGGCAGGGACAGCAGUCAUGAGUGCCGCGUGUGCGGGGUCACAGAAGUGGGUCUCUCCGCGUAUGCAAAGCACAUUUCUAGCCAGUUGCACAAAGAUAAGGUUGAUGCCCAGGAAAGAGAAGAUGAUGGAAAGGAAAAUGAAGAGGAAGAAGAGUAUUUUGACAAGGAACUUGUUCAGUUAAUAAAACAAAGGAAAGAACAAAGUCGACAAAAUGAACCUUCCAAGAGCAGCCAAGAAAUAAACUCUGAUGAUAGACGACCCCAAAGGAGACGAGAAGAUCGACUCCCUUACCAAGAUAGAGAGAGUUAUAGUCAAGCAGGCAGGCAUCACCGUGGACCUCCACAGUGGGAUUGGACAUGGAAGAAUGAUGGCUUUAACAGUAACAGGUUAAACAGUUUUUCUCACUUGAGGAACAGUGGAGCAAGAGGACGUUCUGGAUGGCAUAAGGAUGUUUCAGGAGUCUCCCUGAAUUGGUUUCACAGCCAUAGUAACCCUGGGAGUAGCUGGCAUCCAAAUAGUGGAUUAGUAGAUUGGAAUCAUAAUGGAUCAGGAAGGAAUUCCAGUUGGCAUUUUGAAGGAACAGGUGGUUUUUCCAGUUGGCAUAUGAACAGCAGUAAUGGAAACUGGAAAUCCAGUGUACGUAGCACAAAUAACUGGAAUUACAGUGGCUCUAGAGACAGAUUUCAACCAGGGUGGAACAGAAACUCUAACUCUCAAAAGGAAGAUAAGACCGUGCCAUGGAACAAGAAAUCUGGUAAGGCAAGCCUGUACGGUCAGGAGAGAUAUAAUUGGCAGUGGCAAGAAAGUGAUAAAGUGGGUACAGUUGUUGCAUAUGGAGGUUCUUCUGAAGGAUUUACAAGUGAUAAGUAUCCUUCAGAAAACUUACUUAACUUCAACUUCGAACAACUGGAAAGCCAAACCACUAAACAGACUGACACUGCAGCUUCCAAAACUGGUGGAAAGAAUAGUAAUGUAACAAGGGAAAAGCAGCAUCGCUGGACGCCAUAUCCCUCCCAGAAGACUCUGGAUCCACAGUCAGCUCUGAAAGAAGUCAGUGGUAACAAUUCAGAAAAGACAGAUAAACCUUUGUCUGAUAUUAGUUUAAUACCCACAGGAAUGCAAGACCCUCAAGCUGGUAAAAGUAAUUUCCUAAUGUCAGCACAAAAAGAAAUACCUACUGGGUCUCUUAGUCACAAAGCCACUUCUGACUGCACCGCUUCCUGUGAGGGGGUGAGAGAGUGUGCUGUUACAGAAAAACCUGAGUGUGAACACAACUCCAAUAAGAUGCCAGCAAUGAAGUCCCCGCCCCCUCUAAGGCCAGCCACUAAAUCAGUUCCUCAAAAGCAGGAUUCAAAGAAUCCCUCAAAGAACACCAAAAGAAAUUCUUUUUUGCCCAGAGAAUACUUGAAUCCCUUGAACAAACCUACUAAGGAAAAUAAUCAUGGUUCUUCCAGUUCCAAAUUGCGUGGUUCAUGUCCUCGUACUUCAAAGGGGAAUAAAAGUAAGUGUGGCCCUCCUAAGAAACCCCAUGACAGUUUGAAUGAUACAUUACGAAAAGCCAAAGAGGUGCUGCAGUGUCAGGAGUCACUGCAAACUCCACUGCUCAGCAGUUCUAAAAGGACCAAGAACUAUGCAAAAAUGAGCCGGAACGUAGAGGAGUCAGAAAGAGGGUCUCUGAAGAUCGAGCUCCAGGUGCGCGCAUUAGGAGACGAAAGUGAUGGGGAGACAUCCCACAAGGAAAAGCACAGAACAAAGCCUGGAUCCCUGGGUUCUUCCACGGCACAAGUUCUAUCCUGUAGCAGUCAGGCUUCUGAUGAGAAGGAGGGAGAAAACCAAGUCCUGAAGACCCCUAAAAAUCUGUCUGGUUCCCCACGUAGCUCCACACCCCUCCAGAAAGAGUCUGAGUUGCCAGUGACUUCCGCACCCAGCCCACACCAUAGCUUACUGUUAGACUUGAAAACCUCCCUAGAGGAUGCACAGGUUGAUGACUCCGUUAAAUGUCACAGAUCUGACGAAACAGAAGGCUUUGAGAUCGCCAGCUUGGACGGAGAGCUCCCAAAGGACGAUAGCGGUCAGCCCUCAGGCUCCCUUCUGCCUGAACUAAGCAAGCUUGGCUUUCCUGCCUCACUCCAGAGAGAUCUAACCCGGCACAUCAGUUUGAAGAGCAAAACCGGAACCCACCUCCCCGAGCCGAAUCUCAACAGUGCUCGCCGAAUUCGCAACAUUAGUGGUCAUCGAAAGAGUGAGACAGACAAGGAAUCUGGACUCAAGCCAACUCUACGGCAGAUCCUCAACGCGUCUCGGAGAAACGUCAACUGGGAGCAGGUCAUUCAGCAAGUAACCAAGAAAAAACAAGAGCUGGGCAAAGGCCUACCCAGGUUCGGUAUAGAAAUGGUACCCCUGGUUCAAAAUGAGCAGGAGACCUUAGAUUUGGAUGGGGAACCUGAUCUGUCUGAUCGAGAAGGAUUCCAUUGGGAAGGCAUUUCCAUCUCUUCCUCUCCUGGCUUGGCGAGGAAGCGAAGCCUUUCUGAGAGCAGUGUGAUUGUGGACAGGGCACCUUCCAUGUAUAGCUUCUUCACUGAGGAAACUGGGAGCAAAGAAAAUGAGCCCCAGCAGGUUGUGUCGCUGAAUAACUCACUGGCGGCUGCACAGAGUCCUAAAGGAAUGCUGCGCCUUAAACAGGAAGCGACGUCUCUGGGCACCACCCUGAGAGCAGAUGAACCCAGUGCACAAGUACCCUCUGACCGGAUAAUGCCCGCAGUGCACUCAGCUGAAGACUUGGGCAGCCAGGAAAGGUCUACACCACCAUGCGAGCGUCAGACUGCUCAGGAGAGUAAAAGAGAAAGAAACUCACCAUCGGAUGCAUCCUUAGCCCUGGCAAGCUCCAGCUUAGCGGAUGCAGCCACAGACAGCAGCUGUACCUCUGGUGCUGAACAAAACGAUUGCCCGAGUAUUAGGAAGAAACGAAGAGCCACCGGAGAUGGAUCUUCUCCUGAACUCCCAAGUCUUGAGAGAAAGAACAAAAGAAGAAAAAUUAAAGGAAAGAAAGAACGUUCUCAGGUUGACCAGCUGCUGAAUAUUUCUUUAAGGGAGGAAGAACUAAGUAAAUCACUACAGUGCAUGGAUAACAACCUUGUGCAAGCGCGGGCAGCACUUCAGACAGCUUACAUUGAAGUUCAGAGACUGCUUAUGCUCAAACAGCAGAUCACUGUGGAGAUGAGUGCACUGAGGACCCAAAGAAUACAGAUUCUACAGGGAUUGCAAGAAACAUAUGAACCCUCUGAGCACCCAGACCAGGUACCCUGCAGCCUCACACGAGAACAAAGGAACAGUAGGUCUCAGACAUCUGCUGACGCCACACUGCUGCCGACACCUUUUCACCCAGCGUUUCUGGAACCACCAUCGUCCCUCGCGUCUCCCUCAUCCACGGGAGCCCCUCUCCAAGUCAACACAUCCACCUUGCCAGCCCAUGGCAGUGUCCCUGCUCCAGACUCAUCAGUUCAUAUUAAACAAGAGCCCAUGUCUCCCGAACAAGAAGAGAAUCCGAAUGCUGUGUCACAAGGCUCUGCCUGCCAUGUGUCCAAGGGAUUACUGCAAGCUCAGAGAGAGAUGAGCGAUAGUUCUCCCGCUUACCCCGUCAUGACCGCAACGUUGCCCUUCUCAGGGCUAACAGAAAGUUUCCAUGAGCCUAGCCAAGAACUCAAGUUGUCUGUGGAGCAAGAAAGCAUCAGGGACAGAGAAAACUCUCCCUCCUCCCAAUCGUCUAGUCUUCCUAGUAUAAAUAAAGGACGUGAAGAACCAACCAAAGGCAACAUUGGGUCUGAAGCCUGUACCAGUUCUUUCCCAAGAUUAUCUUUUACUGCCGAAACCUCGUUGGAGAAGGAACCCCACUCCCCAGUUGACCAGCCUGAGCAGCAGGCUGAAUCCACCCUGACAUCAGCCGACACAAAGGUGAACAAGAAAAAGAAGAAACUUCGGAAGAAGAAAACUCUGCGUGCCACCCGUGUUCCUGAGAACAGUGACACCGAGCAGGAUGUGUUUACCGCGAAACCCGUGAGGAAGGUUAAAAGCGGGAAGUUAACCAAAGGAGGGAAAGUAACGACAUCCACUUGGGAAGACAGCAGAGCUGGUCUGGAGCAGGACAGUGUCCGAGAUGAGCCCGACAGUGACUCGUCCCUGGAAGUCCUGGAAAUUAAUAACCUUCCUCUGGAAGUGAUACCAAUCGAAUCCUCUGAGUCUGGAGAGGAGAAACCAGACAGCCCAUCCAAAAAGGAUACCUGGAACACUACAGAGCCAAACUCGCUGGAAACUUCUCGUUCUGGAUGUGAUGAAGUUAGCUCUACCAGUGAGAUUGUCACUCGCCAUAAAGAUGGCAUCCACGUAAGUGUGGCAGAAACUCAAACAGUAAUCACUUCUAUAAAAGUAUCUAAGAACUCUUCAGAAAUAUCCUCAGAGCCAGGAGAUGAUGAUGAGCCCACAGAAGGGAGCUUUGAAGGGCACCAGGCUGCUGUGAAUGCAAUCCAGAUAUUUGGGAACUUACUGUAUACUUGCUCAGCGGAUAAAACUGUCCGUGUGUAUAAUCUGGUGAGUCGGAAAUGUAUCGGCAUCUUUGAAGGCCAUAGCUCCAAAGUGAACUGCCUGCUGGUGACCCAGACAUCUGAGAAGAACGCCGCCCUCUACACUGGUUCCAGUGACCACACCAUUCGCUGCUAUCAUGUUAAGACCCGAGAGUGUCUGGAGCAGUUAGAGCUGGAAGACCGGGUUCUCUGCCUCCACAGUAGAUGGCGAAUCCUCUAUGCCGGACUGGCCAAUGGCACUGUGGUCACCUUCAACAUAAAGAACAACAAACGCAUGGAGAUCUUUGAGUGUCAUGGCCCUCGAGCAGUCAGCUGUCUUGCCACAGCUCAGGAAGGUGCCCGAAAGCUGCUGGUUGUGGGCUCUUACGACUGUACCAUUAGUGUACGUGACGCCCGGAACGGCCUGCUCCUCAGAACUCUGGAGGGCCACAGCAAAACCAUCCUUUGCAUGAAGGUGGUGAAUGACCUGGUGUUCAGUGGUUCGAGUGAUCAGUCAGUUCACGCUCACAAUAUUCAUACUGGUGAGCUUGUGCGGAUCUAUAAAGGUCACAAUCAUGCAGUGACAGUGGUGAACAUCCUGGGGAAAGUGAUGGUGACUGCCUGCCUGGAUAAAUUUGUUCGAGUCUAUGAGUUACAGUCUCAUGAUCGCUUGCAAGUUUAUGGAGGACACAAAGACAUGAUUAUGUGCAUGACCAUCCAUAAGAGUGUGAUUUACACUGGCUGUUACGAUGGCAGCAUUCAGGCUGUGAGACUGAAUCUGAUGCAGAAUUACCGCUGUUGGUGGCAUGGUUGCUCUCUGAUAUUUGGAGUAAUAGAUCAUUUAAAGCAACACCUGUUGACCGACCACACUAAUCCAAACUUUCAAACUCUAAAAUGCCGGUGGAAGAACUGCGAUGCUUUUUUCACCGCCAGGAAAGGAUCCAAGCAGGAUGCUGCAGGACACAUUGAACGACAUGCUGAAGAUGACAGCAAAAUCCAUCCGUGAAGCUUUUUGCCUCCCAUGUUGGGAAGUCAUUUGUGGGACUAUUUCCAGCUCAGCCCCUUUCACAUGCCACUUUUCCCUUCUUGCUUGUAGUUAGGAAGGGGAAAGUGGCGACCAGCCAGGCUUACCACUGACGUGAGUCUGGGAAGCUCUAUGGAAUGACAGGUUACCCUUUAUGUUCUGGCUGCAGAUUUUAAACAGAUUUAAGUGUAUUUUAAGGAAUCACACUCCUCCAGGGUGGCGUGAAUAUUGUAAUUUAUGCUGCCAGGAAUCUCCAGUUGUUUAUUAAAAGUUCAGAUCUUUAUUGGUUACCCAGUUUGACCGUAAUCAUACCUACAUUUUGUUGAUUUAAGUUUGUGAUUUUUAGCUAUGUUCUUAUGGUUUAAAUUUGUAGUUAGGCUUUUAAGUAAAAUUUUGUCCAAAUGUUAGAUUUUCAGGAUCGGUUUCAAUGACUCAGAAAAACUGAGCAUUUAAAUUGGAAGCAAGUAGUUUCCUUCCCUACAAUUAUGUGCAGUGUGUUUUCUUGCUUUGUAAAUGAACGAGCUGUCUAAAACGCUAGAAGAUACACUUUGACAGAUCCUUAGAGUGAGUGAGUGCUGGCUGUUACAGGAAUUCAGGGAGCAGCUCCCGGAGCAGCAGGUCUUCGGAGACAGCCCAACUCCAUGGACUCUCAGCGCCCUGGGGGGCCGCACGAAGACCUGGCCCAGGCAGCCACAGUCCUGCUGUGCUCUGACCUAGAGGGAACCUCUGUUUCCCUCUGUAGUUCCUGACUCCUGGAGCCUAGUGUGGGCCUGAUGCGGGUUUGAAACCUUUGGGGUUGCUUGUCACCCUGUUUCUCCCCCUGUCUUGCCCUGCCUAGACUGAUGAGACCCUCUGGUACUCCUAGAUACCAGUAAGGGGUCCACCUGUGGCACCCAAAAGUGGGGAGGGGAGUGGUUGGAUGCCUGAGUAUAAUUUUUAGGGCCUCAAGCAUGCUUUCUGGACUUAUUUUUGAAGUCCGUGUCUUGGCCCAUACUUGCCUGCAAAUUGGGUAAUAAGAAUGGAGUGGAGUGAAGGGAAUAUUUUCCUUGUUUUCAAGAAAAACACCAAAUCCUAAUGGGACUGCUGUGUUUGGGGAUUUUUUUUUUCCUGGACUCUUACCAGUCAAGCAGUGCAGGCAUUACUUUGCAGCCUUUGGUUUCCAGAUCUGCCAAACUGCAAUUCUUUUCCAGAGACAUAGAGAAACUCAGGGGAGGCAGCCCUGUGGCUCAUCCCAGGCUUAAAGGAUAUGAGGGCUCCCAUUUCCUGGUGGCAUACCAUCCGGUGAGCCCCACCUUUUACACCCCUCAGUGCCCCCCUCCCUGACUUCUCACAGGUGCUGGGGUAGAAGCCUUCACCAGGGAUUCAGGAGCAGGCCUCAGGAAGGUCCAGGAACCCCUGAAACUUCCUACAGGACUAAGUGUGUUCUCUCCAGCCAAGCUCCUGUGUCUCCUGCUACAUUCAAAGUAGGUGCAGACUAACUCAGGAGCUGCUGCUGGGUGACAGAUGGCCCCGCGUGAGCCACUCUGCUGAGAUCUACGGGAUGUGGAAGGAAGACCAGGACCUUGCUGCUGGAAGUGUGUCUGUGCCGGUUCUGAAUGGGAUUUAGUAGCUUUCCACACCUCUCUCACCUCCAUUUCCUAUGACCACAGAAGCCAAGUUGGUGAAGUUGGGAGUGGUGACUUCUUGGGUAAUAUGUGUGAAUUUAUUGCCAAGUCUGGCCCUUGGGGUUGCAGGAAACUACAUUUGCACAUGGGUGGGUGUUGUGCCAGAAGGGCCUGGAGUGUCCUGCGUGGAGGGGCCCUGCUGUGCUGCCGAGUGCCUCUGGUGCCAUGUGAAUGCUCGGGCCUUUGGGAGUGGUGAGGUGAGGUGGUAGGCAGUCACAGGGGCAUUCUUGAGGAAUUUAGAAACUGACAGGGUGAAAACAGUGUAGCUUUGGGAAUCCUGUGUGUGUAAUUUCACCGGAGUUUUCUUUGAAAAAGUAGCAGUAAUGUCUGUUUUAAGAACCAGUGAAAAUGUUCUCAGCAUCAGGUUCCUGUGUCACACCAAGUAAACCACUCUUAUCGUACCUGGAGAAGCAGAGGGACUGUAAGCGCCUUGGCUGCUCCUGGUUAUUAUCUGUGAGCUUCUUGAAAAUUUUGCAGAACAUGGCUGCCAAUUUAAUCCUCCACAUGCAAAGCUGCUGACAGCCCUGUUUCCCUCAGAGGAGAGCCAGGCCUAGGGUUCUGCACCCGCGCUGGUAUUUAAAGCAGCUUAAAGGAGGAAAGCAUCUGUCAUAUAACACAUUUCUUUAACAACUGUCUGUGCCUACCCAAGGGGUCAAAGCCAAGAAAUUCACAGAAUCUGUAAUCUCAUUCUGUGUGCAUAUGCUCAUAUGUUAAUGGCAGUUCUGAUAAAUUAUGUCACUUCAAGUUUUGCAAACAUUUUUAAUUACUUUCAAAAUAUCCUUUUGGAUACUCCUACUCAGUUACAAAACAAAAACCACAAUUCAAACAAAGAAUGAUUACCGUGACCUGAUAUUACCUGAAGGUGAGAAAAAGUCAUUACUUCCUACCAUGCUUCUGCUUUGGUGGGUAAAACUGUUUUCCUCUCUCAGAGAAGUGAGCAAUUGAGUAUCUAGCUCCUGAUCUACCUGUAGUUUAUAGGCAAUGUUAUUACUGUUCAGGUACUUAUUUGCCUAACGGGUUUUGUUCUGGGUUUUUUUUUUCAUGGUAGAUGAUGCAGUGGACGAUGUUAGUGACUGGGUAUGUGGAUGGCUUGGUGGAAGAAGGGGUACAUGUAGUGGAAUGGCCCGGCAUUCUUUGGAGGAGAGAAUGAGCUACGUUUGAACAGUACGCACUCUGGUUUGGUCAGAUAACUGUAGUUUAUAUAUACUUAGGAGUUUUAUAUUUUGUUCCUGUUACGAAGGCCUUGCCUGCCACGUCUGUAAAGUGGUAGCUUCGUCCCUGCCCCAAUCUUUAGGCUCUGCAGGGUGUGUGAGAGGUGGGUAGAGAAGCUGUGGGGAGGUGGUUUCGACAGUCGCCGCCGAUCUCCAUGUUCAAGUGGAUGGGAAAUCCUCCGGUAACCCAAACCGCCUACAGCCUCUCACCUGCAGGCCCCAGAGUGUGGCCCUACUGGGUAACAGGGUACCUGCAGUGCCCCCAGUUUUCUCUGAAUUCACAGCCAUAAGGAAGGCAGAGGUCAGGAGGAAGGGCUGUUGAAGAUCUUUUGUCCUAGAGCUGCUCCAGCAUCUUUGGUUUCUGAUUUUUUUUAAUAUUGAAUAUGGAUGAGAAGAACAGAACCAGGCGACUUUAAAAAUGUUUAUAAGCAAAUAGCCUACCCUUCUUACCUUUUGGUAUAAAGCUGUGAAAUUCAUAACUUUGUAAAGGGAGAUAUAAAGCAAAUGCAAGAGAAAUAAAGUACUUUUAUUAAUUGA
Molecule: messenger RNA, 9251 nt
Organism: Ochotona curzoniae (black-lipped pika)
Lineage: Eukaryota; Metazoa; Chordata; Mammalia; Lagomorpha; Ochotonidae
Product: zinc finger protein 106-like
Exons: 22
Coding region: 149-5821 (1890 amino acids)
Cellular component (GO): membrane; cytosol
Molecular function (GO): RNA binding; SH3 domain binding
Source: RefSeq, a predicted model, not a curated record